Messenger RNA from Heterobilharzia americana, 405 nucleotides. The record is from the annotation of a GenBank genome assembly. Lineage: Eukaryota; Metazoa; Platyhelminthes; Trematoda; Strigeidida; Schistosomatidae.
AUGGAAGUAAAAACGGAAGAAAGAUUCAAAGGAAUCCUUAUGGAGUUUUCUUCAAAUUAUAGAGCGAUACUAAGCCGUUCAGUCCCCAUUGAGAGUUCUGCAGCAGAAGAUAUACUAGGAAGCAAAAUAGGAAUACCAUUAGACCGAACGGGACCAGCUACUGGAAUCAAUAAUAAACAGAAUAGAAAAAAAGGAAGUAAAUAUUCUGGCACAUAUGGAGCUAUUUCAAUGAAAUCCAUAGUUGGUCAUUCAUUUGCAAAAUGCUGUGCACAAAUGUCUGUAAAACAGAAAGCAAGACCUCAGCAUGGAACCUAACUUCUUAGCAUAAACAAAUAUAGGGUGACAGCAGAAGUGAAUAUCGUCAGAAAAAAAUGGGACCAAACCUAUGGAGAUCGUAUUGGAAAU